Molecule: messenger RNA, 748 nt
Organism: Dermochelys coriacea (leatherback sea turtle)
Lineage: Eukaryota; Metazoa; Chordata; Testudines; Dermochelyidae
Product: ropporin-1
Exons: 5
Coding region: 1-639 (212 amino acids)
Source: RefSeq, a predicted model, not a curated record
AUGCCAUAUACAGAUAAGCAAAUAUGCAUCCCUCCAGAACUGCCAGAACUGCUGAAACAGUUUACAAAAGCUGCUAUUCGAACCCAGCCUCCAGAUCUUCUCCAAUGGGCAUCUGAUUACUUUAGUGCUGUGGCCCGUGGUGAUUUACCUCCAGUAAGAGAGCGAUCAGAAAGGGUACCUUUGUCAAACUGGGCAGAACUCACUCCAGAGCUCUUAAAGGUCUUACACCAACGAGUGAGUGGCAGACUGAUAAUCCAUGUAGAUGAACUGGCCCACAUGUGGAAGGUGCUGAAUCUCCCAACAGAGUUAUUUGAGAGUGUUAUGAAUGUUGGUCGUUUUACCGAAGAAAUUGAAUGGCUUAAGUUUUUAGCCCUGGCAUGUAGCUCUCUUGGAGUUACUAUUGCAAAAACACUGAAGAUUAUAUGUGAGGUUUUAUCCAGCGAUUAUGACAGUGGACCUCCACGUAUUCCUUUUAGCACUUUCCAGUUUCUCUACACAUACAUUGCUGAAGUGGACGGGGAGAUUUCAGCAUCCCAUGUCAGCCGAAUGCUGAAUUACAUUGAACAGGAGGUCAUUGGACCUGAUGGCCUAAUCAAGGUGAAUGAUUUUACCCAGAAUCCACGGGUCCGACUGGAAUAGUGGCACAGCUUAUCAAGUACUUUGAUAGGAAAAUGAAGAAACGUGCUUCAAAAUAACGGUUACUAUUAGGCUUUUCACUGUCUUUUUUCUUGUUUCUAUCAAUAAACAA